Cuscuta campestris is the source of this 2602-nucleotide messenger RNA. The record is from the annotation of a GenBank genome assembly. NCBI's taxonomy places the organism in Eukaryota, Viridiplantae, Streptophyta, Magnoliopsida, Solanales, Convolvulaceae.
AUGAAUGUCUUUCAAUUCGCCGUGUUUCUGCUCUUUCAGAAUCCCCGUUAUAAACAUAGAGAUCUGAUAUAAAUUAAUAAUGGAAAAACCAGCGGAGAGCUUCCCCUUCCCCAUACUCCUCGUGAUCUCCUCCUGCCUUUUCCUCGUCCCCAUCUCUGGACAAAGUGACACCAUAACCUCCUCCCAAUCCCUCAAAGAUGGGCAGACCAUUGUCUCCUCGUCCGGAACAUUCGAGCUAGGAUUCUUCAGUCCACCAAAUUCUCUGUAUCGAUAUGUGGGGAUAUGGUACAAAGCCACUGACCGGACUCCCGUGUGGGUUGCAAAUAGACAAGCCCCGCUGAGGAACAAGAAUGGAAUCCUGAGGAUCAUCCAUCCUGCAGGAGUUCUGGCCAUCCUCGACACGUCUUCUAAACGAAUCGUUUGGUCCACCGAUGCCUCCACCCGGCCCGUGAUAAAUCCAGUUGCAGAAUUGCUGGAAACAGGGAAUCUUGUUGUGAGGGAUAGGGAUGAUGAGAACCCGGAGAAUUUCCUAUGGCAGAGCUUUCAUUACCCUACCAACACCUUGCUGGCUGGCAUGAAGCUCGGGAAGAACUUAACUUCCGGUCUUGAAAUGUAUCUGUCGUCGUGGAAGAGUGUAGACGAUCCCUCCCCGGGGGAUUACACGUAUCACUGCGACAGCUCAGGGUAUCCCCAGGACAUCCUGAGAAAAGGGUCCAAAGUUGUAUACAGAUCCGGGCCGUGGAAUGGACUUCAUUGGAGCGGCGCACCGAACAUGGUGAACAACACUAUGACCUCAUUCAAUCUCGUUAUGAAUAAGGAUGAGAUUUACUACAUAUAUGAGCUGGCCAACAAGUCGGUGAUUUCCACCCUUGUGGUGAAUCCUGACGGAGACACCGGGAGGCGGACAUGGGUGGAUAAAACCCGAUCUUGGCAAAACUACCACUCCGUUAAGGCCGAUGAUUGCGACACAUACGGAAUGUGCGGCGCGUAUGGUACUUGCAAUGUUCUUGAUUCCCCCGUGUGCCAGUGUUUGGACAAAUUCGUGCCCAGGCAUCAAGAGGAUUGGGAAAGGGUGGAUUGGUCCGCGGGUUGUGUUCGGGAGGCUGCUCUGAAUUGCACCGGGGAUGGGUUUCUGAAAUAUGCCGGUGUCAAAUUGCCCGACACAAAUAUUUCGCGUUACAAUGAAACGAUGUCGCUGGAUGAAUGUCAAAGUGUUUGUGCGAAGAACUGUUCGUGUAUGGCGUAUUCGAGCUUGGACGUUAGGAAUGGAGGGAGUGGGUGCUUGCUCUGGAUGGGAGACUUAGUUGACACCCGACAGCUGUCUGAAGAUGGACAAGAAAUCUACAUAAGAAUGGCACACUCUGCCUUAUUAGGGGGGUCUGCAAAAACAAGUAGAAGACAGAUUGUUACUGUGGGGUUGCCAUUGAUUAUAGCUGCAGUUCUUGUAUCCCUAGUAUUUGGCACAAUCUUUUGUUUCAGGAAGAGAAGAAUGAGUCCAAAGAUCACAAACAAUGUUUUUGCUGCCCAAAACUACAAGGAAUCAAGUGGUGGGAGACACAGUGAAGAUUUGGAUCUGCCUCAGUUUGAUCUCUAUACAUUAACUCUUGCCACAGACCAAUUUUCAAUACAUAACAAGAUUGGAGAAGGGGGCUUUGGACCUGUUUAUAAGGGGGUGCUUGAAGGGGGACAGGAAAUAGCAGUGAAACGCCUCUCCGAGGCAUCAAAACAAGGGCUUAGGGAGUUCAAGAACGAAGUAAUCUGCAUUGCCAAAUUGCAACAUAGAAAUCUUGUGAAACUUUUAGGAUGCUACAUUCAAGGAGAAGAAACAAUGUUGGUGUAUGAAUACAUGCCUAAUAAGAGCCUUGAUAUGUUCAUUUUUGAUGAAGAACAGAGUGGAUUGCUUGAUUGGCCUAAACGCUCUAACAUUAUCAAUGGAAUUGCACGAGGACUUAUGUACCUUCAUCAAGACUCGAGGCUGAGAAUCAUCCAUAGAGAUCUUAAAACUAGCAACAUUUUGCUUGAUAUUGAAAUGAACCCAAAGAUAUCAGAUUUUGGGAUGGCUAGAUGUUUUGGAGGGAAUGAGACAGGAGCCAACACUGUACGUGUGGUGGGAACAUACGGAUAUAUGUCUCCGGAAUAUGCAAUUGAUGGGAUAUUCUCAAUAAAAUCAGAUGUAUUUAGUUUUGGUGUCUUAGUAUUAGAGAUCAUAAGCGGCAAAAAGAACAGGCAUUUUGUUCAUCCAGACCACCACCUAAACCUCCUUGGACAUGCAUGGACACUUUAUAAUGAUAAUAGAUCGUUGGAACUAGUUGAUACGAAACUCAUUGACUCUUGUGAUCCAGCCGAAGUGACUCAAUCAAUCCACGUGGCUUUGUUAUGUGUCCAACAAUCUCCAGACGAUAGACCAAAUAUGUCAUCUAUAGUUUGGAUGUUGAGAAAUGAAUGUAUUCUACCAGAAGCCAAGCCGCCUGGAUUUUUUACGGAGAGACGUGUGCCUAGUACUGAUGAACACUACUCUUGGAGCACGCAGAACCCAAGUUCUAUAAACGAUAUUACAAUCACAUUGUUGGAUGCUCGAUAGAAGUAAAUUGGAACAUGGUUG